AAAUGGCUGCCAGCACCUCCGUCGUCCCCGUGGCAGUGGCCGCGGCCGUAGUCCCCAGCGUGGCCACUACCGUAGAUUUCUCGGAUUUACGGGAGAUUAAAAAGCAGCUGCUGUUGAUCGCGGGUCUCACCCGGGAGCGGGGCCUGCUGCACAGCAGCAAAUGGUCCGCCGAGCUGGCCUUCUCGCUCCCCGCGCUGCCCCUGGCCGAGCUGCAGCCGCCGCCACCCGUGACCGAGGAGGAUGCCCAAGACAUGGAUGCUUAUACCUUGGCCAAGGCCUACUUUGAUGUUAAAGAGUACGAUCGCGCAGCACACUUUCUGCAUGGCUGCAACAGCAAGAAAGCCUAUUUCCUAUAUAUGUAUUCGAGAUACCUGUCUGGAGAGAAAAAGAAGGAUGAUGAAACAGUUGAUAGCCUAGGCCCCCUAGAGAAAGGGCAGGUGAAAAAUGAGGCUCUUAGAGAACUGAGAGUGGAACUCAGCAAAAAGCAUCAGGCUCGGGAACUUGAUGGAUUUGGCCUUUAUCUGUAUGGUGUGGUGCUUCGAAAACUGGACUUGGUGAAGGAGGCCAUUGAUGUGUUUGUUGAGGCUACUCAUGUUUUGCCUUUGCAUUGGGGAGCUUGGUUGGAACUCUGUAACCUGAUCACAGACAAAGAGAUGCUGAAGUUCCUGUCUUUGCCAGACACCUGGAUGAAAGAGUUUUUCCUGGCUCAUAUCUACACGGAGCUGCAGCUGAUUGAGGAGGCCCUGCAGAAGUACCAGCACCUCGUUGAUGUGGGCUUCUCAAAGAGCUCCUAUAUUGUGUCCCAGAUUGCUGUUGCCUAUCACAACAUCAGAGAUAUUGACAAAGCCCUUUCUAUUUUUAAUGAGCUGCGGAAACAAGAUCCUUACAGGAUUGAAAAUAUGGACACUUUCUCCAACCUUCUUUAUGUCAGGAGCAUGAAAUCUGAAUUGAGUUAUCUGGCUCAUAACCUCUGUGAAAUUGAUAAAUACCGUGUUGAAACAUGCUGUGUAAUUGGCAAUUAUUAUAGCUUGCGCUCACAGCAUGAGAAAGCAGCUUUAUAUUUCCAGCGAGCCCUGAAGUUGAAUCCCCGGUACCUUGGGGCCUGGACGCUGAUGGGGCAUGAGUACAUGGAAAUGAAAAACACGUCCGCUGCAAUCCAGGCAUACCGACAUGCCAUUGAGGUCAACAAGAGGGACUAUAGAGCUUGGUAUGGCCUUGGGCAGACCUAUGAAAUUCUUAAGAUGCCAUUUUACUGUCUUUAUUAUUACAGGAGGGCCCACCAGCUUCGGCCCAAUGAUUCUCGUAUGCUGGUUGCAUUAGGAGAAUGUUAUGAGAAACUCAAUCAGUUAGUGGAAGCUAAAAAGUGUUACUGGAGAGCUUAUGCUGUGGGAGAUGUGGAGAAAAUGGCUCUUGUGAAGCUGGCGAAGCUUCAUGAACAGUUGACUGAGUCAGAACAGGCUGCCCAGUGUUACAUCAAAUAUAUCCAAGAUAUCUAUUCCUGUGGGGAAAUAGUGGAACACUUGGAGGAAAGCACUGCCUUCCGCUACCUGGCCCAGUACUAUUUUAAGUGCAAGCUGUGGGACGAGGCUUCAACUUGUGCCCAGAAGUGUUGUGCUUUCAACGAUACUCGGGAAGAAGGUAAGGCCUUGCUCCGGCAAAUUCUACAGCUGCGGAACCAAGGCGAGACAUCCACAUCGGAGAUGCCUGCUCCCUUUUUCCUCCCCACAUCACUGUCUGCAAACAAUACUCCUACACGCAGAGUUUCGCCACUCAACUUGUCUUCAGUAACACCAUAGUUGGCUACUUUCAAGUCAUCACCUCGCUAAACUAAUAUUAACCCUUAUCUCCAUGUGAAGAACAGCCACGUCUGUUCCGAGGACCUAAACUCUUCUCACUUCUAUAGAUGGAAGCAGACCUUGGGGCAGUGCAUAUAAUCACACCUUCAGAAGCAGACAGAAAUAUUAGCAGGGACAGUAUUGUUUUCUGCCAGUUAAAAGCACUUGUCUCCUUUCUGUUCAGAGUAGCUAUAGUUCUUGGAUUUCUUCCCUUAGAGCACUUUAUCACAGCAAUGCUACAGAAGCAAGUUUUAAUUCUGGGAAUGAGAAAGACAGGAAAGAAAGAAGGACUAUGCUGCUGUCUUCUAGGGAAGGAGUAGGGGUAUUAGCCAAAAUGACUUUUAUUUCUUAUUCGUUUGACAGGGUUUCUCACAUAGCCCAGGCUGGCUUUAACUCAUGACCUUCCUGCCUCAGCCUCCCUUAUGUUGGGAUUGCAGGAAUGUGUCAUGAGGCCUGGCUAGAGAUGACCCUUUUGAAUUUGUUGAACGUCUUUUUUUUUUUUUUUUUUAACCUUUUUUCAAAGUAGGGUCUCAAGCUAACCCGGAACUCACUAUUUAGUCUUGGGGUGGCCUUGAACUCAGUGAUCCACCUGCCUCUGCCUCCCAAGUGCUAGGAUUAAGGGUGUGUGCCACCAUGCCCAGCACAUGUCCUCUAUUCUUUUGUUAGAAAUUAGGUCUAAAUGGGGCAAAGCUGUACAUGUGUUACUUAAGGAUAUAUAUGUAUGUAUGUAUCCAUACAUAAUUUAUUUUUUGAGGCAAUUUCACUGUAGCCAGGCUGGCCUUGAACUCAUCUGCCUUAGCUUCCCAAGUGCUGGGAUUAUAAGUGUGAGUCACUGUGCCCGGCAGAGACAUUCUUCAAGAAAUGUGAAAAGAAAUCCCCUAAGAGCUUUCAAAGGGAGAAGUAGCUUACUGGGGUUGAACAGAAGAAAAAAAAAAGAAGAAUGUCAAUAAGCAUGAACUAUUGAUGGCUCUUCCGGAGAGAAAACAUGGGUGUAGCAUUAGCCGUACCCUUACCAAAGCAAAACAAGGAGUCAGGAUUACAGAAAACUUUGAGGAUAUUUAAAAAUAACCUUUUGGUUAUAAUCAAAUUCAUGUUGGUCUGUUUAGUAAAUGUUUGAUACAACUGUUUUCCCCUCUUUUCAUCUCUAAAACAAUACAUUUUUCAGCUUUAUCUUUCUAGAUAAGGUUAUUAUUUCUGUGGUGUUGGAGGGCUUCAAGGCUAUGCAGAUGUAUUCAGUAGCAGGUGAUAUCCUGUGACUAUUGUGUUUUCUUUAUUUUUAUAGUGGAUGCUGCUUAGGAUCUAGCCUUUGCUCUCUUGUACCUGGAAUAUUUUUACUCACUUCUCAAUGUAUGAUGCAUUUUAUAUUAAAGGUUUAGAAUAUCUGA
Molecule: messenger RNA, 3220 nt
Organism: Jaculus jaculus (lesser Egyptian jerboa)
Lineage: Eukaryota; Metazoa; Chordata; Mammalia; Rodentia; Dipodidae
Gene: Cdc23
Product: cell division cycle 23
Exons: 16
Coding region: 3-1796 (597 amino acids)
Biological process (GO): cell division
Cellular component (GO): anaphase-promoting complex
Molecular function (GO): protein binding
Source: RefSeq, a predicted model, not a curated record